Seriola aureovittata is the source of this 4014-nucleotide messenger RNA. It is a transcript of the gene ifngr1l, whose product is annotated as growth differentiation factor 10b. Gene Ontology annotation, cellular component: extracellular region. The coding region runs from base 299 to 1654 and encodes 451 amino acids. The transcript is spliced from 3 exons. NCBI's taxonomy places the organism in Eukaryota, Metazoa, Chordata, Actinopteri, Carangiformes, Carangidae. Gene Ontology annotation, molecular function: cytokine activity; growth factor activity. The record is from RefSeq and is a predicted model, not a curated record. Gene Ontology annotation, biological process: BMP signaling pathway; SMAD protein signal transduction.
UCUGAGAGGCUGCAUGGCUCUCGUUGGCUGUGCGCUCCGAGGCGUCAUCAUCUGUCAUCCAGCAGGAGCGCCUCAUGCAUGCGUCCUUCCCCGAUCUCCUCCCAUUGUGGAAACAGCUGUAGACCGUGAACCGUGGAGUGCGGCUCUGACACGGAUUACCUGGAUACCGGCUCGGGAGUCUGGGUGGGCAUCAAGCAGCGAGAAAUAGAUAAGGAGCGUUUCUUUGAUUCUCAUAAAACACACAUAAAAGUUUCACAAAGUUUCUUUUUGAAUGGGACUAUCUCCUUGAACAUCAGCCAUGGCCAGCCGGCUUUUCCACUUGCUGCAUUUAUUUCUGAUUGUGGAGUUCAGCUCUUGUAAACUCGUCUCUGAGGAUCUUGGUGGAGCCGUGCGUCAAGGUGCUGAUGUCGCACCGGCGGUGGAUCAGCGCGUCUUUGCGCACGAGAGCGCGAACCGGGACAUGGUCUCCGUCAACAUGUUCAAAGUGUACGAGAAGUACAGCAAAGAGCCGCGGAGCCAGAAGGACGGAAACACCGUGAGAAGUUUUAAAGCUGUCCCGAGAGUCUCACAUGGCAAAGAAGUGUUCCAGUUCAACCUGUCCUCCAUCCCAGACUCAGAGCUCAUCCUCUUUGCAUCGUUUCACUUCCUCUACAAGCGGCCCCGCCACCACCAGCGACCGUGGCGUUUCCGAAGGCCCCGCCACCCUUCCGGCGGCCUCCAUCAUCCGCAUCCUUCCUCCCCACAGCUCCUCUUCCGUGGAUCAUCCCCAAACUCAGCUUUUGCAACACCGCUGGGAAACAUAACUCUGGCUCCUUUUAAGAAAGGCUCUUGGCAGUCGAGGGAUGUAACGGCAGUGGUGAAACAUGCCAAGGAUGUCAAAGCGCUCGUGGUAACAGUGGAGUUUGAUACAGAGUUUGGGGUGUCUCGGAUGCAGCAGAGGAACCCUCACGGACAAGAGCGCCUCUCACCAGCCAACCUGCCGUAUAUUCUGGUAUACGCUGACGACCGAGCAAUAGAUGAGCCAAACAGUGUGUCCAUGUCACUCCAGCGGUACGGGCCCUUCCCUGUAGGGGACGACGCAUCCUCCUCAGCCUCGAGGAUCCGGAGGGAGCUUCACCUCCAGAUCCAAACAAAUGACAUCCCCGAGGUCCAGUUCAACACCUUGAAGAACCACGAACUGUGGCAGAACACAUAUUUCCCAGCUAAAGCCAAAGCAGCAGUCAAACCGGGAAGGAAGCAGGGCCAGGAGAGCAGCGAAGGCCUGAACAAGCCACAGGUGCUGAGCUUCGAUGAGAGGACGAUGAAGAAGGCGAGGAGGAGACAGUGGAGCGAGCCCAGGGUUUGCUCCAGGAGGUACCUCAGGGUGGACUUCGCCGACAUCGGCUGGAGCGAGUGGGUUCUGGCGCCAAAGUCGUUCGAUGCUUACUACUGCGCCGGAACCUGUGGGUUCCCCAUCCCUAAAGUGGUGCGGCCCUCCAAUCACGCGACCAUCCAGAGCAUCGUCAGAGCUGUGGGAAUCGUCCCCGGCGUCCCUGAACCGUGCUGCGUUCCAGAGAAGAUGAGUCCUCUCAGCGUGCUUUUCCUCGACCCAAACAGGAAUAUGGUUCUCAAGGUUUACCCCGGCAUGUCUGUGGAUACGUGUGCCUGUCGGUAGGGCUGGAGCCACUGAUCCGUCAGAAGGACAUAACUAUAGAUUGAGGUUACAGCAGGAAGACACUUUUACUUUUCAGAUCGAAGGCCAGUCGUGGUCAGACACUGAAGGCAACUGAGACGGACUGGAACUAAAGUGAUAUGACUGUCAGGGCUGUUGUUCCAGAGUCUCCGCCUGAAUAACUUUUUCUCUGAGCUCUUGGACUUGUUUGGUGUCUACCGUGGCUUGACGUUGCCUUAACUUUUUCCUACUUAUCUAACAACUUCCAUUGUCUUUCUUCAUUGAUCCACCAUCACUUAUUUUUCCUUGCUCUUAAAGAAAUCUGUAUUUAUAAUUCUCUGUAUUGAUUAGCUGGAUGUUGGAUUCUACAGAGGUCCAGUAGGUACAUUUCUUUGAUUCUUAAUAAGCUUUCUCUGUCCGUUUUUCUCUUGUUUUACAUUUGGAAAGAUUUAUAAAAUGAUUUUUACCUGUUUUGUUUUUGAAACGGAUUUGAUUUGCUCUGGUCUCAGUCUUGAUCGGAUGAUCUGGGUUUCAACGAUUUUCUGAAACCUUCUGACAUCUGUAUCCUCUGCUGCUUGCCUCUGUCUUUCAAAUUCAGACAGAAGUUUGGACAAACUGAUGAACUGCACAUUGACUCACAGACUCAGAAGGGUUUUGGACACAGAGGUUGAAUGGCAGCUCAUUUACAUUCCACCAAUUAAACCAACCCUUGUUGUGUAAAUACUGCAGCUACUAACUCAAAACUAAAGGGUACUUGUUUCUAAGUGAUGUGUCACUCAUAGUGGGAGACAUUGAACGCCUCCCAUAUGUUAGCAAGAAAUGUUAUUCAUGCAUGAGAGGUAAUAUCGUCUUUGAAAUAUAUUUCAGUAGUCAUUUGUUGAUAUCUUGUAUAUAAUGUGUGUAUUUUGCCACUGAGAGUUUAAGUAACAGAACCACUGUGUUGCAUGUUUCUGCUACAGCAAAGGGAGAAAAAAAAAUGGUGCGUUGCUGCCACCUGCUGUGCAUUUUGGGAAAGUUGAAUGGACAUAAUUUCAAUUCAAAAAGUUUAAGUACUUUCUGUGUUUCCCCUUAAUACAUAAAUACUGUUUAUCCAAUUGUACAGUUUGUAAUAUAUACAGUAAUGAUGAAAGAUAGACAAAUGUAUCCAACCUAACUGACUGUAUGGCUAAAAGUGUAUUUGAAUAGUUUUAUGUGUGUUUUAACAAACAAACCACAGACAUAAUGUAUGCUUGGUAUGGAAAUAAACUAAAUUGUAUAUACAGCCAAAAAUAAAUAUUGGCUUUAUUAGGUUUUAUAAGUUUAUAAAGCUACACGUCUACAUUUGACAUAUACUGUAUCUUAGCAUAACAUACUGCAUAACAAUAUAAUAUAUAGUAAUAUAACAUCCACCAUACAUAUACAUUAGAUAUCAACACAUUAGAUUACAUAUAUUUUAUUUUAAGGCUGAUAUUUUGGUUUAUUGGUGUAUUGUGCUAAUCGUUUAUUAUUUUUUAUUAAAUAAUAGGUUUUUGGACAGUUAAAUGUAUCAAAUGCCAUGAUUAUGUUUUUUCUCUGAGUUAAACUACAACUGAAGUACUGAAAUUGAAAUACAAGUCCCUCGUCUGUAGACAAAAGUGAUUGUAUUCAAUUUUAUUUUUUUAUUUUUUUUAAAGGUCCCAUAUUGUAUAAGUGAGAUUUCCAUGUGUUGUUUGAUUAUAGAUCAGGUCUAGGUUCUAUAUCAAUGCUGUGAAAGUAUCAAAGCGCUCAGUCCACAGAAAAAUCUGCAUAGCCUGUAUUCAGAAACUGAGCCUUAAAAAGAGCCCUGAGCCCCACCCAACCGGACCCCCCAUCCAACCUUAAAAAUUUGCUUUCUCUGAGUGUUUACCUGAACUUUGCUAUAUUUUUACUCAGAAAACAGUCAGCCAAUCACAGCCUCCUCUCUUCUGAUUGGCUCACCGACCUGUUGUUACUAGAGCUCCAGAGAAAACCUGAGAGAGGAGAUGUAAAACUAAACUGAGAUGGUUUUUGGUUCUUAAAGCUCUCAUGGAUAUCAACACUUCAAAUAAAAUACAGUAAAAGUGUAAAAUAUGGGACCUUUAACAUACAGUUUUGGUGAACAUAGCAAAGCAUUUACACAUAGCAAAGAUUUUUCCCUAAAGAGUUGGUGGAGACCAAAAACAGAUAUAAAAGCGUGUGAAUACUGGACUCAUAUUUGCCAAAUUAGGGUUAGAAACAGGACCACCAAUGUUGCUGCGUGUAUCCUGGAUGUGUAAAUAGGCUCGUUAGCCAUAUCAACUUUACAAGGUAAUUUGUGCUUCUUCUCCCAAAUAGCUAAAAGUUAAUGCUGCUUCAAGGAGCUGUUAAAAAUAAAAUAAUUAAUUGGA